AUGCGCGCUGUUGAAACAGCCAUCGAAUCCUACCGUUGGAGUACUGAAAUCACUAUUGCUGUUUUUCAACGAUGGUCAAAAAUGGUCGUUGACACAGGGAUUGAUCUCAGUCCAUAUGUCACCAGUCAAGACGCGAACGUACAAAAGGAUGGAAAGUUCUCUGUGAAUAUGCCUGGACAUUGGGAAGAGCCACUGCUUCCAAACUCGAAUCUCGACCUUCUUCUCGACGGAGUACGGGAAUUUGAUGGUGGAAUUUCUUACGCGUUAUAUCACGAGCCGUCUUUCGAUGGUUUGAAGAGAAUUGUUACCAAGGCCAAGAUUCAGCGGCUUGAGGAGGAUCUACGAAAUGGUACUUUGCCUGGUCUAGACAAGGAUUGA
Sclerotinia sclerotiorum 1980 UF-70 is the source of this 378-nucleotide messenger RNA. RefSeq lists its product with no specific name. The record is from RefSeq and is a predicted model, not a curated record. Lineage: Eukaryota; Fungi; Ascomycota; Leotiomycetes; Helotiales; Sclerotiniaceae. The coding region runs from base 1 to 378 and encodes 125 amino acids. The transcript is spliced from 2 exons.